Ruditapes philippinarum (Manila clam) is the source of this 927-nucleotide messenger RNA. Its product is annotated as heat shock 70 kDa protein 12B-like. The transcript is spliced from 2 exons. The record is from RefSeq and is a predicted model, not a curated record. Lineage: Eukaryota; Metazoa; Mollusca; Bivalvia; Venerida; Veneridae. The coding region runs from base 1 to 549 and encodes 182 amino acids.
AUGGUUCUAGACGCAGGAGGUGGUACAAUCGAUAUCACAGUCCACGAGGUUCAAGAAUCUAACACGCUAAGAGAAGUAAGAGCGGCAAAUGGCGGUGCUUGGGGUGGAACUUUGGUGAACAAAGCAUUUGAGGAAUUCUUAAGGGAAAUUGUUGGUGAUCUCGUGAUCGAGUCUUUCAAAAUGAAAGAUACUGAAGAUUGGCUUUACAUGUCACUUCAAUUUGAAGCAAAGAAGAGACAGAUAGAAAUCAAAUCGCCUAGGUACAUCACCUUUCGUUUACCAUUAUCUCUGAUUGAAUUAUGUGAAAGGUUAAAUGGAAUGCAUAUUCGGGAUGCAGUUGCUGCCUCAAAGUAUGCUGAAAUAGUUGAUAUAGUCCGUGAUAAACUUAAACUCUCAAAAGUUGUUUUUUUCUAUAUGUUUGGUCAAACAUUACAAAGAACAGUUGAUCAUGUUAAGUUUUUAUUUAGAGAAACAACCAUUAGAGAAGUUGAUAUCAUUCUUAUGGUUGGUGGGUUUUCAGAAUCACAGUUGCUGCAGGGCAAGCUCUGAAAGAAGCAUUUCCGAAUAAAGAAAUAGUCGUUCCAUUUAACCCUUUCAUCGUGUGUACUAAGAGGUGCCUUGAUGUAUGGCCAUACACCUUUGACGAUAAAUGGCAGAAUUCUAAAGUAUACAUAUGGCGUAGAAUCAUGUAUAGACUUUAAGGAAGGUCAUCACCCAGAUAAGAAGAAAAUAAAUACGGAUGCCGGGUUUUGCUGUGAAGAUAACUUUUCAAUCUUUGUGGCGAAAGAUACCGUUGUUAAGUCAAAUGAUACGUACAUCAAACAAAGAUUUACGACACUUUACAAGUAUCAAAAAGCAAUGACUGUUAGUUGCUUCCUAUCAGAGAAGAAAAAUCCAAGUUAUGUUGAUGAAAGAUGGAUGUUUAGA